Messenger RNA from Dissoconium aciculare CBS 342.82, 775 nucleotides. RefSeq lists its product as uncharacterized. NCBI's taxonomy places the organism in Eukaryota, Fungi, Ascomycota, Dothideomycetes, Mycosphaerellales, Dissoconiaceae. Bases 1 to 414 code for a protein of 137 amino acids. The transcript is spliced from 3 exons. The record is from RefSeq and is a predicted model, not a curated record. Gene Ontology annotation, biological process: mitochondrial translation. Gene Ontology annotation, cellular component: mitochondrial large ribosomal subunit. Gene Ontology annotation, molecular function: structural constituent of ribosome.
AUGCCUCUGCAAGCGCUACGAACGGUAACGAAGGCCCAGAAUGGCGUCGGCGCCUUCAUCCUCCAAUGCAAACGCAUCGACUUCCACUACUGCGACUGGGCCGGCAGCAGUCGGGGCAUGAACGAAUUCCUCAAAACGAAACUGGCGACCUUCGCGCGCGAGAACCCGAGCGUGCAGAUCACCGUCUCGCCCCGACCGAACAAGCACCCCAUGCUCCGAGCGCACUACGUCAACGGCCGCGAGAGGACCAUCUGCGCGAGGAAAAUGACCACCCACGAGGUCCAUGAGAAAGCGCUCAUCCUGAGGAACGCGAGCGGUGACAAGGUCAAGAAGAUCAAGGACAAGGUCAUCAGUCAGAAUGAGAGUGUCAGGGGUGUUUGGGAUGCGUAUCACGGAGCGCAGUUCAAGAUUUGAGAUGGCAUUGGCGGGGAUUGGUCUGAAGAAAGGAUAAGACUUGGGAGGGACGUUUGGAGGGAUGUAUUGUAUUGUGGGAAAGAGGAGGAGAUGUUUUUCUAGCUGUUGCAUUACUAUCACGAGGAGGAAUCGGGAUUUGGAGAUUUCACACAGGGGAGAAACUGAGGGGUUUGUCCUUGUGAUCCAAUGUACAAUUAUAGCAGACGGACAGUCUACUCGAAGCAGCAGCAGCAGGUCACCUCGAUGGCUAGAGGGGUGACAUAGAGCUUUUCUCCGCCCGUGACGUUUUUCUCAUCGGGGAGGGAGCAUGAAUUUCAUGUACAUUUUCUUUGCACUCGAAUUCAUCUUGCAUCACACAAUC